Messenger RNA from Solanum dulcamara, 813 nucleotides. RefSeq lists its product as uncharacterized. Lineage: Eukaryota; Viridiplantae; Streptophyta; Magnoliopsida; Solanales; Solanaceae. The transcript is spliced from 2 exons. Bases 41 to 598 code for a protein of 185 amino acids. The record is from RefSeq and is a predicted model, not a curated record.
AACAAAAAAUCAGCAAUUUCCCUUAUAUUAGAACCGAGCAAUGGGCAUUUUCGACGAACUCCGAGCAGCCGCCGGCAGGCUUUUUAACCGGAAAAUUCAGAAGCAACCGUCAAACGCGUACGCUUCAGAAGGUCGGUACGGUGCCGCCGGUAUUACACCGGCUGUUUCCAAAAUAGGAAGUCCGGUUAAGUACGAAGGCCCUCAGAAAACCGAUGAGUACGUUUUUUACCCCGACGGCCGGGAAAAGAUCGGCCGGAUUCUCUCAAAGCUAAGCAAAUUUGCUCUUGUCUCUGCUGUAGACGAAUCUCUCAAAACCGUUGCCGGCAGCAGUAAAAUUAUGAAGGAGGGAUUAAAGGAUAAAUUGCCUUCACGUCCUUCCAGUAGAGCUGAGAAACAAGAUGUUACUGCUGUGAUGGAGGAGAUGCAAGCAAAGAUGGAGAAACUUCAGGAUGACAUGAAUAACACGAAGCAGCAAAAUGAGGUAUCAACUAAAUGCAUCACGGGGUUGGAUUCCUUUGAGUUCUCUGAUGAGCCAAUCAAGAGUUCGACGCCUUUAAAAUCUAAUAGAAAAAAGGUUUUCAUUCGCUCUCAGCUGUAAAAAAAAGCAGGAAAUCUUGGCUCGGGAUCUGCAAAGUUCAUCUUUCGGAAUAUUGCAUUGCUGCUUCUGUAACGUUUUUGGGGAAUUCAAGCAAUCUAGUUGUAUAAUAGUAUAUAUAUAUAUAUAUAUAUAUAAAUGUUAAAUACAAUAUUGAUCAAUCAAACAUGCUUUUUAUGUGUUUUGAAUACCAAACUUACACUCAUUGUCUCCCAGCC